CCAUACAUUUGAUGACAUGAUUUAUGAAUUGUUACACAAGAGUCAUAUGACUGAAGUCUGAAGUCAAGUGAUUAAAAGAUUUUUUAAUUUCAAUGAAGACUUGUUUUAGUGAUGUCUUAACUUUUCAUACAAAUUGGUGUCCAAACAAUGUGUUUAUUGGUCACCGAAUUAAGUUUGAAUUUAAGUGAUCACUAGUGGACACUGUUGUGACCACUUUUUCUGCUGAUUUGCUCCGUUUAACGACGUCUUGAGCGCCGUAGACGACAAAUGUCUGGAAAAGUGGACAAACUGUUGUGUUUCUGUCACUUCUGUGAACUUCACGGUCCGAACGUUAUUCUCACUACACAUUGUGUCUCAAAGUCGGAUCUAUUGAACUAUAACAUCGAUGGCAAACAAUCGGACACAAGCCGUACGACCUCAUCGUUGGCCUCAUCGAUGUCUUCAUUGCCGACCAAUUCAUUUAUGAACAACUCUAACCUCUUCACCGACGAAAUUCAUAUGAUUAAUGACGAGCUUAAUGAUCGGACCAAUGGUUGCGAAGGCUGUUCACUGAAGUCUAAAUCGAUGGACGGCUUCAAUGGGUUUCUGUCGUUCAGCGAAAGCAAAAAGUUUGGUUUUAUAACAAACGAGUAUCCAAUGGAUGGCAAUAAUAACAGAAAUAGUUGUGACAUCAGUAACAGUAUUAUCCGCGACGCGUGUAUCCGUAGUCUCAGCUGCGAAGUGUACGACUCGAGUGAAGGCGAAGGCAUCAUAUACUUUGGUGACGACCAAAGAGCUCAUAUACUUAGUUGUCUAUUCUUCUUAAAAGACUCAAAGGCCCGGGGCUUUCAACGCACGUAUAGUAUACUUGUUAUCAGUCGACACAAACACGAGUUACUAAAUGAUUGGGAUUUCUAUGUCAAACACAUCAAACAAAUAGUCACAAAAUUAAAGUCUAAGGCAAAGAUUAUAUACGAAAGUGAAUUAACGCAAACCACUUGCCAACAGAGGAGGUCUCUAAUACUGGACAAUGUGUCCAAUAUUCGGGCCAAUAUUAACUCACUCGAAGACAUAGUCGACCGAAACCCGUUGAAUACACACCGCAUGAACAGCAAAGCGCGUUCACUACUCGAGCUUACAGGAGAUAACACUGCCUUCGCUUAUCUUCACAUUCAAUUCUCUUGGAUCCUAUCGGCCGUCUUUGUCUUACAUAGUAAUACCAAUUCAGUCAUUGAUUAUAGCGGUUCAAACUCAAUAAGACUAUCACCGAACUUGGAUCAGAAACUUAGUUUAAGAAAUUUCUAUAAUGUUAUCACAAAAGACAACUAUAAUGCCAUUAGUUAUAAUAUAGUGACCGGAAAUAAGAUAAUAAUUUGUGACACAAAUACCAAUCGCCAGAAAGCAAUUAUUCAAUGUUUAUCACAACUAUUACCUGAAGAAUGUGUUUGCGUUUUAACUGAUUACCAGAGAUUUGAUGAGUCGUCUAAACAUAAUUUUAUAGGAGUUUCUUCUUUAAAUUUGUUGCCAAAAAAUAUAAUGGAUUCGGAAUAUCACUUAUUAGUGGUCGUUAAGGACAAGUCGACCGACAAGAAUAAUAGCAAUAAUAAAAAUAAUUUAUUUACUGAUAAAACUCAAAUCCAAUUGCACUCUGUGUGCAAACUUCCCGAUUGUUUGCCCAAUUUUUUGGUGAAUAUUGAGAAUAUAUUGACCGACUUAUCCUAUUCGGAUCAAACACUUAUGUCAUAUCUGAUGACAUCGAAGAAUGAAUGGCUAAACAAAGCUCAGGCCUUUUAUUCGUACACCAAAGGCGUGAAUCCGCCGCGAAGUCAAUCGGAGAUCAACGCAAUGUUCAAACUGAUUGGUGCCGACGAUUGUGACCGAAAAAUGAUUACAUAUUGGGCUAACAAUGGCUUCAAUAUUGAAUACAAGACUAAAGUGUUUUCAAUUAAUUCGGAAACAGAUUUAGUAAUCAAUGGAAAGCAAUUGUCAAUCAAAUGAAAUAUAUAUUUUUUAAAACGUUUUGAGAUUUAUUAUUAAUUUAUAACUAUUUUUAUGUAAUUUUUAUCAAAUAAAAAAUGACU
Oppia nitens is the source of this 2060-nucleotide messenger RNA. RefSeq lists its product as uncharacterized. Gene Ontology annotation, molecular function: GTPase activator activity. Gene Ontology annotation, biological process: positive regulation of TORC1 signaling; positive regulation of GTPase activity. The record is from RefSeq and is a predicted model, not a curated record. Lineage: Eukaryota; Metazoa; Arthropoda; Arachnida; Sarcoptiformes; Oppiidae. The transcript has a single exon. Gene Ontology annotation, cellular component: cytosol. Bases 268 to 1977 code for a protein of 569 amino acids.